CCGAACGGUUGAAUAUCCAACUGGUUUCUCUUUACACAUUUUCGUUUUAAUAAAUUAGAAAAUGUUUAGCACAUUUUCGAAGGCAAAUAAAGUUUAAUUAAAGAAAAUGUUUCUACGUUGCUACGUCCUUUAAAUCAAAUAUUUGCAUUAUAUCUCAAUAAUUCUGUUUCUUUUAAUCAUUCGAAGCUAUAAAAAGAGGUGAUCCACAAUAAUGUCUAAUCAGAUUAUCGUAUCCGUUGAAUCAAACCUUCUGACCAUGAAGUGGAUACAUCGAUUGUGUUAUCUUAUCGUUCUAAUCUAUUGUAUUACUAAAGUACAUGGUAACAUUGGUAGCAUCAGCAGCAUCUGCGAUGGCAAGGACAGUCCAAAUGAAGUGUGCAAUCGACUCGGACUGAAACCACAAUGCGACAGUAAAAUUUAUUGUCAGGGCAAACUGCUCUGUAUGGUCCAAAUGGCACGGAUUUUCAGCGAUUCAAAGACUUUCGUCGAUAUGAAGACUAUAGGAACGGAAGAGGAAACGAUUGAAAAUUUUAAAAAGUGGAACAGUCAGUAUCCUGACCCGACACCAGAAAAUGUUGCAGAAUUUGUGUGGGCUAACUUUGGUGACGUUGGAUCCGAAUUCGAGCAGUGGACACCGGUCGACCACAAAAACUUUACCGAUCUAAAAAUUUCGCAAAAAAUUCUUGAUCCUAAAUAUCGAGAAUGGGCUGCCUAUUUGCACAAUUUGUGGCUAGAUCUUGGUAAAAAGAUUAAGAAGGAAGUUAUAGAUAAUCCACAGCAUUAUUCAAUAAUUCCGGUUGAACAUCCAUUUAUCGUUCCCGGCGGAAGAUUUCGCGAGAUUUAUUAUUGGGACUCAUAUUGGGUGGUGCAAGGUCUGCUGUUGAGUGAAAUGUACAGCACGGUUCGUGGAAUGAUCCAAAACUUGCUGGACAUGGCAAAGCUUGGCGGAUUUGUACCUAAUGGAGGACGAGUCUAUUAUCGGGGCCGAUCGCAACCACCACUGUUAACGCCUAUGGUCAGAGCCUACUGUGACGCAACAGGGAGCUACGCAUUUUUGAACGAGGCGUUAGGCAUCAUGGAAAUGGAAUUUAAAUACUGGAAAAAUGAGCACGCAGUCUGGGUUAACGGUCACCGAUUGUACCGAUACUUUGAGAGUACGUGCGAUCCGAGGCCGGAGAGCUAUUUCGAAGACAUUCUCACGGCUAGCAGCUGCAAUUCUGAAGAAUCCCGACAAAACAUGUACUCAGAAAUAAAGGCGGCUGCGAACAGUGGUAUGGACUUUUCAUCCCGUUGGUACAUCGUCAAUAAUGGAACGAAUCAAGGAGAAUUAAAAGAUAUGAAAACGCGUUCAGUCGUAGCAGUUGACUUGAACGCCUGGAUGUACUAUAUCGCCAAAUCGUUGGCUUAUCUGUUUCUGAAGUCGGGAGAAUCUUUCGUAAAUCGAGUCAAGGCAGUGCAGUAUGAAAAUGAGGCAUCUACAAUAAAGAAGGCAAUCAAUCAAGUACUGUGGAACGAGAAGGCUGGAUGUUGGUUGGACUAUGACCUGAUCAAUCGGAAAAGUCGAGAUUAUUUCGUGGCGUCGAAUUUAGUGCCCUUGUACGUGGAAUGUUAUGAUGAAGCCAAAAGGUCGUACAUUUCGAAAAGGAUCUUACAAUACAUCAAAGCCAACCACUUGGACGAUUUUGUCAGUCUUCCGAAUACCCUUUUCGAAUGUGAAAAUGGUCAACAGUGGGACUAUCCGAAUGUGUGGCCUCCAAUGCAGCACAUCGCUGUGAUGGGAUUGGAUAAAUUGGGAACCACAGAAGCGACAAAAAUGGCGUACAGAUGGUGUGCAAGAUAUGUGCGAUCGAAUCACGCUGGAUUCGCAAAGAAUGACCAUUGUUACAUGUAUGAAAAGUACAAUUGCCUGAAGAGUGGUUAUUACGGUGGUGGCGGUGAAUAUGAUAUUCAGACUGGAUUUGGUUGGAGUAAUGGUGUCGUACUGUCGUUCUUGAAUAAAUAUGGUGGCAUACUUUCAUCCACUGACGAGCAGUUGGUAACAUGUAGCUCACUAAGUCAAUAUUAGGGAAUUGCAAUUUUUUUUUUCGUUUUAUUCGUCAAUUAAAUUGAAAUUAUCCGAUA
This is a messenger RNA of Bradysia coprophila, 2121 nucleotides long. RefSeq names its product trehalase-like. Gene Ontology annotation, biological process: trehalose catabolic process. Gene Ontology annotation, molecular function: alpha,alpha-trehalase activity. The record is from RefSeq and is a predicted model, not a curated record. Lineage: Eukaryota; Metazoa; Arthropoda; Insecta; Diptera; Sciaridae.